UUUUGAAGAAAUAAUGUGAACCUCUGAAUCCAAUGACAAGUAGUAGUUGUGAUGGGUAAUGACUUAGUAACAGCCUAAACGCGCAUUUUUAUGAGGCAGGUAACUCUUCUCAGGCAAGUAGAAAGCAGACUAAUGAGAUGUUCCUAUGGGAUUUGACCUAAGCACUAGAAAGGAAAACAUCCUGCCUGCUGUGACACGGCCUAGGCAAGGCUAUAUAAGCACUUCAAAGAGGAAAAAGCCACAAAGGGCUCAGAAUUUAGACUCAGUCACAGCAGUUUGAGCAUUUGAUCCAGGGGAACCACAGACUUUGAAACAAACCAAAGCUGGGGACACGCUAUGGAUACCAAGGACUGUUCAAUGACUAUUUCUCCUGCAAUGCCAUGCCAACGCUGCUCUAGGAUUACAGAUUUUAGGAUCCGCUCUUCUAACACCAGCUGCCAGUGUGAUGGUCUUGAAGCCGACAGCUGCCAACCCACUGGCCACGUUCUGAGAACUCUCCAGUCCCAGGGCUGCCGACCCACUUCUUGCUUUUGUCCUGUGCCCAUCUGCUUAAUAAACAACUUCAACGCCUGUCCUUCCAUGGAUGGUCAUGGCUGGUGUGGUGAAGGCAUCAACAGUAACGAGAAAGAGACCAUGCAAAUCUUGAACGACCGCCUUGCUAACUACCUGGAAAAGGUGCGGAUGCUUGAACGAGAGAACGCCGAACUGGAGUGUAAAAUCCUGGACGAGUGUAACAAAGAGCUGCCUGUCUUAUGUCCUGAUUACCGGUCCUACUAUGCUACCAUUGAGGAACUCCAGCAGAAGAUCUUGUGUACCAAGGCUGAGAAUUCCAGACUGGUCUCACAAAUUGACAACACCAAACUGGCUGCUGAUGACUUGAGAGCCAAGUAUGAAGCUGAGGUGUCCCUACGCCAGCUAGUGGAGGCAGAUGCCAAUGGCCUACGGCAGAUCCUGAAUGCACUGACCCUGGGCAAAGCUGACCUGGAGGCACGAGUCCAGUCUCUGAAGGAGGAGAUCCUUUGCCUCAAAAACAACCAUGAAGAGGAAGUCAAUUCUUUACAGAGCCAGCUUGGGGACAGGCUCAACAUUGAAGUGACUGCUGCCCCCUCUGUUGACCUAAAUCGGGUUCUACAAGAAAUGAGAUGUCAAUAUGAGUCUAUCAUGGAGACAAACCGCAGAGAUGUGGAAGAGUGGUUCAGCACGCAGAUGGAGGAGCUGAACCAGCAGGUGGUGACCAGCUCUCAACAGCAGCAGUGCUGCCAGAAGGACAUCAUCGAGCUGAGACGAACCAUGAAUGCCCUGAAGGUUGAACGGCAGGCCCAGCACCAAAUGAGAGACUCCCAGGAAUGCAUCCUGGCGGAGACGGAGGCCCGCUACACAGCUCUGCUGGCCCAGAUCCAGUGUCUGAUCGAUAACCUAGAGGCUCAGGUAGCAGAGAUCCGAUGUGCCCUGGAGAGGCAGAACCAAGAAUAUGAGAUUCUGCUGGACGUCAAGUCCCGGCUGGAGUGUGAGAUCGCCACAUACCGCAGCCUUCUGGAGAGCUCGGACAGCAAGCUUCCCUGUAACCCGUGUGCCGCUAAAUGUGAGCCUUGCAUUUGCACAACCAGUAAGGCCAGAGCCGUGGGAUGCCCGGCCCCCGUGUGCACACUGCCCUCGGCUCCCCGCGGGAUACCCGAGCCCAGCUGUGCCUGGAGAGCCCUGCCCCGACUGCUGGUUAAGAUCUUCACCAUCACCAAGGAGAUUCAGGAUGGGAAGGUCAUCUCUUCUCACGAGCACGUGCAGCCAUGCUUCAUCCUCAGAGCUGCCAAGGUCUAA
Molecule: messenger RNA, 1815 nt
Organism: Miniopterus natalensis
Lineage: Eukaryota; Metazoa; Chordata; Mammalia; Chiroptera; Miniopteridae
Gene: KRT39
Product: keratin 39
Biological process (GO): epithelial cell differentiation; intermediate filament organization
Cellular component (GO): cytoskeleton
Molecular function (GO): structural molecule activity
Source: RefSeq, a predicted model, not a curated record